GAUUAGGUAUAAAACUGAUGAGCUAAUCAUUGUAGAACAUCAUUCUAGUGCCAGCACUCUAGGGGUUCGAGGCGUUGAAGUUUAGAUAUUCUCAGUAGUCAAAAUGAGACUUUCGGUUUUCAUUGCGUCAGUGACUUUUGUUGGAGCUGUUCUGGCAGUUCCCCAACAACAAACUUUUGAUGACAUUGGAAAAAUUCCCAAUGGAGAAACAUACGCUCUUGAGUGCUUGUUGGCUAGUGGAUUAGAUGUUAGUUCUUUGAAGUCGCUACAAACCGGAGAUUUUUCAAAUGGUGACCGAGUCAAGUGUCUGGUGAAGUGCUUUUUCGAGAAAACCGGUUUCAUGGAUGCAGCAGGAAAUUUGAAUGAGGAAGCAAUCGUGACGCAGCUGAGCCAGUUUAUGCCCAGAGACCAGGUCGAAAAAUUGGCAAAGAACUGCAAAAUAGAGGGAACCGACCCAUGUGAUACGGCCUACCAGGCAACCGACUGCUACUUCAAAAACAAAGCUGGAUUGUUUUAGCCGGAUGGAGAAUAGGAUGUUCUACUAGGAUUUGAGAUGUGAAUUCACAGAUGAAAUCACACAUCGAAACCCUCUAUUGACUGAACCCGGUGGUGAUGAUUGCGCAUCAUUAGUACUUAAUGUGCAGCCAAGUUCCCAGUGAUCGUGUAAAUAAAAUGUUGCGUUGUAUAUACUUCUAAA
Molecule: messenger RNA, 697 nt
Organism: Aedes albopictus (Asian tiger mosquito)
Lineage: Eukaryota; Metazoa; Arthropoda; Insecta; Diptera; Culicidae
Product: general odorant-binding protein 56d
Exons: 3
Coding region: 104-517 (137 amino acids)
Biological process (GO): sensory perception of smell
Molecular function (GO): odorant binding
Source: RefSeq, a predicted model, not a curated record